AUGACUGGUCCCCAGCGAGACCCUAAGCAGCCCGCACUUCCCCUCAGCCCCGUCGGGUCGCCACGAUCACGAUGGGGCCACAGACACCAAUUGAGUCUGUCGAGUCUCCGAACGAGAAAAAUACUAUGCAGCGCUACGGCUAUUGCUAUUUUGACUGUCCUUGGACUCUGGUGGUCAUUCACCCACAUUGAUCAUCUCCACGUGCCGACACGAGCAGAUGACGGAGGUGCAAUUCCUCUCGGCCAGUCUCGCUAUCGAGGUGGAAGAGAGAUCUUUUGGUGGGAGCAUUUCCCAAGACUCCAAGGCUUCUAUCGCGGUCGAAGAGACAUAGUGCCUAUUUCUCAAUAUGUUCCUGGACAACAUACAAACGCGUCCGAUAUCUUAGACGGUGGUGGUCAAGACGAGCCCGAAUUUCUCGAGCUGCCCUCGCCACUACCUUACUAUCUGGAGCAAUGCUACAUCGACGAGGAGAGCCAAACGCUCCCACCAGUCGUUCGCACAUACCAGGGUCUACCUCAAGGCAUGCCAGAACCCUUGUUUGGAUCAUUGAAAGAGCUUGGCUUAAAAGACGACAUAUGUUACGAUCGCAUCAACCGCUUUGCGCCUUACGGAACAUGGUCUUCUAAAGAGCAGGGUGGUCUCGGACUGAACAUGGAAGGCGAUACAGAGGGACUGGAGCAGGUACCAUCCAUCAAUUGGGACGGCGUGAGAUGGCAUCUUGCGCAACAACGCUGUCUUGAGAAGAAUGCGGCGAGGCUCACCUCGCGAACGGCAUUCGUGCUUCGGACCUGGAACACGUUCCACUACACCGAGUACCAUAUCAUGAUGCUUCGAGCCAUGAUCAGCGAGCUGUCUCUUGCAUCUGGAGGACAGUAUACCGUCCAUUUCCUGAUACAAGUUCAGGACGACAAACUUCCCAUCUGGGCCGAUCAGGAUCUGCACGACCAGGUCCUCAAUGACAGCCUACCAGCAGAAUUCCAAGGCAUGAGCACACUUUGGUCCACAGCUCAGAUGAAAUUGAUCUACCCUCCACCAUUCAACAAAAGCGUUGAGAACUUCUCUGGAGGGGACAUUUACGGAGCAUAUCGGUCUUUGCAUUUCCCUUUGCAAUAUUUCGCGUCUCGACAUCCAGAGUUCGAUUAUUUCUGGCAAUGGGAAAUGGACAUCAGAGUCACGGGACACUAUCACGAGCUGCUGAACCAGGUCACAUCAUGGGCUGAAAAGCAACCUCCAGAAUACAGCUGGGAACGCUCUUCGAAAUUCUUCAUCCCCCAACUUCACAAUUACUCGUACGCCAAUUUUGCCAACAGCCUUAUAAAGAACACAACAUCCCCGAUACAUGGCCCUCAAAUCGCUGAGGACGGAUUUCUCGAUAUUCCAGCACAGCGGAUUCCGCCCGACGCAAACGAAAUCGUGGACCUGAUUACAUUCAAUCCACUCUUUGACCCUUCGCAUACACGCUGGGCCUUUCGAAACGAUAUCACAGGAUAUAACACCAGCACCGGCGGCGGCCCUCCAACCCGGGCGGCUCUCAUUACCGCAACGCGACUGUCACGCCGUCUCUUGCAACUUAUGCAUGAAGAAACGUACCGACAUCACCACACGAUGUUUCCCGAGAUGUAUCCGGCAUCCAUUGCACUUCACUACGGUCUGAAGGUGGUCUACGCUCCUCUUCCUGUGUACUUUGACAAACAUUGGCCUGCCAAUCACGUGAACGAGGUCUUCAACAAUGCUCCCCUUAGCAAGGCCAGCAAGCGGGCUGGUAUGGAUCAUGGUAAUGGCUAUUUCCACGGCGAAGGGGGCAGCGUGUUUGGUCCAGGGGAACAUGUGUUCAGAGGUGCCUCGUACUACUCCAAUGCUGGGUUUGCAGGAUACCUCUGGAGACGAUGGUUGGGGAAGGAGAAUGCAUGGGAGAAUGAAGGUGAUGACGGUGGUGGGAGAAUGUGCUUGCCUAUGAUGGUUUUACAUCCUGUCAAACAUGAAUGA
Molecule: messenger RNA, 1986 nt
Organism: Exophiala viscosa
Lineage: Eukaryota; Fungi; Ascomycota; Eurotiomycetes; Chaetothyriales; Herpotrichiellaceae
Exons: 3
Coding region: 1-1986 (661 amino acids)
Source: RefSeq, a predicted model, not a curated record